UUGUGUCAGGACUCACUGUGUUCAUAUGUGUCUAUGUGUGCAACAACGGCGUUUAUAUUCGCCAAGCAGAAUGGAAUUGUUCUCCAAAGUGAAGAUCCUCCGCUAUUUUUUUAUUUUCCUUGCUUCGUCGUUUUUCUACCACACAGGAGAAUCGAUGAAACCGGAUGACCCGGCGUAUGUCUCGGCCUUCAACCAAAUCAUCAAGGGUGCAACUUGUAGAACCAUCACACCGAAGACGGGUCAAUUGUACAAGAAUCGAUUCGACGGAGAUUGUUCAAGGGCUUUCGCCGCUUUGACGAGCAUCGGACUCAACGUUUGCACCGGUUGGCGGGGCGCCGCAUGCCGCAGAAUGUCCAACACUUGGGAAUGCUCGGCUCUCGUCCCGGUCUCGAGAGGGAUGGAAAUAACCAGGACCCUCGACAGUUGCGGGCCGAAUCUUCCUCCGCCGAGAGACCCGCGGUUGAGGUGUUUCACCGGAGCGGGGCAAACGUCGGGAACCAGGAAGAGACGUCAUAGUCCUCCCGCACUCCCCGUAGGGUCCUCUAAAAACACCAGAUUCAAUCCUGGUCCUCCGUCCGCUCAUCAGGCCUCGGGAUCUUCAUUUCCUCCAGGCGUGCCUCCGUACACCGAAGGGUUUUCCGUGGGUUCCUCAUCAUCAUCGAUUCCCCCGUUCAGUCAAAGGGCUACCUCCAGCUUUGAUGUUACGCAGAUAACAAGACUAGGCAUUUCAAGAGAUGAUCUGCAGUCAUUUGCCAAUCCAUCGCAUGUAGCACAACCUACAAGACUUGGUACGGGAGGCCCAUCUGGUGUAAGUGGUCAAGUUCAAAGUCAAGGUCGAGGUCAAAGUUAUAGUCUAGGGCAAGAAAUCAACCAAUUGCCUAAAAGUUUUGAGUGCGACAAAUGUGACAAAAAAUACGGAAACAAAGAAAGUCUAACUAGACACAUGGAAUAUCACACUGGCCAGACAAUUUGUCCAUUUUGUACCAAUGGAAAACGUUACGGAACAAAAGAUGCCCUCAGGAGUCAUAUAAGGUCCAAGCACCCGAAGGAAUGGUCAGCACCACCACAAAAAUGAUCUCUUCAAAAUAUCUGGAUGAAUAUAUUAUGGAACUAAAAAAAGAAAAAUGAAAAAAAUGGGGUUGGUUAUAUUUUAGUCGAACGGAUAUAAUUUAAUAAGUCAUGCACUGAAAAAAAAUUC
This is a messenger RNA of Bemisia tabaci, 1198 nucleotides long. RefSeq lists its product as uncharacterized. Gene Ontology annotation, biological process: regulation of transcription by RNA polymerase II. Gene Ontology annotation, cellular component: nucleus. Gene Ontology annotation, molecular function: sequence-specific DNA binding; DNA-binding transcription factor activity, RNA polymerase II-specific. The record is from RefSeq and is a predicted model, not a curated record. Lineage: Eukaryota; Metazoa; Arthropoda; Insecta; Hemiptera; Aleyrodidae.